Molecule: messenger RNA, 1198 nt
Organism: Trichogramma pretiosum
Lineage: Eukaryota; Metazoa; Arthropoda; Insecta; Hymenoptera; Trichogrammatidae
Product: PR domain zinc finger protein 5-like
Exons: 4
Coding region: 110-1147 (345 amino acids)
Biological process (GO): regulation of transcription by RNA polymerase II
Molecular function (GO): DNA-binding transcription factor activity; RNA polymerase II cis-regulatory region sequence-specific DNA binding
Source: RefSeq, a predicted model, not a curated record
CUUGCUUUAAGCCAGUGUUUACAAAUCGAGGCGCAUAACCUCAAAUAUUUUAAUACUGUUCGAAUAUUUUUUCCAAAAUUCAAAGUGAUUUAAUAUAAUUGAGCAAGUAAUGGAGAGCGUAGUCAGUGUAAAGAAAGAAUCAGACGAUGCUAGGACAGGUGCAUGCAACGAUGUUAAUUUCGAUCCGGUGGGAGCUACUAACUUCGAAACCUUAUCGUUUUUUAAAUCAUCUGUAAAACUCGAGAAUGAGGCUGUUGCGUUUAACGAAAAAUUGGAUGAAAAUAUACCUGUAGAAUUUGAGUGCAAAAAUGUGAAACUCGAACUGUUGCCUCUACCGACAACCAUAUGCAAAACUGAGAAUAAAAGUUGUCUACCUAAUGUGAAAAUAGAAAGCGAUAAUAAGACUAAUGACACGAAUGAAAAUAUAUCUAUCGACUUUGAGUGCAAAGAUGUUAAAUUGGAAUUGAAGUCUGAAUCGAUGGCAAAUUGCAAAUCUGAGUAUCAAAGUUGUCUACCUAUAAUGUAUGAAGAAAACCAAAUUCAGACAAAUUAUUUGAAUGAUAAAAUAGAAGCGAUAUUAAAUACAAAUAUCACUAUGGCGAAUGAAAAAAGUACAGCAUAUAAAGGUGAGAUUUACAACAGAUCAUUAGGAUACCAAAACAAACUCAAAGGGCCUAUAUUGACGGAACAUCAUCGAAGCAAGCCCAUCGAAUGUGAAAUUUGUCACAAAUCAUUUGGAAAAAAGAGUAGCCUCAAUGCACACGUAAAUACAGUACAUAAUCGUAGCAAACCCUUCAAAUGUGAAAUUUGUCAACAAUUAUUUGGAUUAAAAGGAAAUCCCAAAAUCCACAUAAAUACAGUACAUUAUAGGAACAAACCCUACAAGUGUGGCAUUUGUCACAAGUCAUUUGGACUCAAGGAUACCUUCGAAGUUCAUAUAAGCACAGUACAUAAUCAUAGCAAACCCUUCGAGUGUGAUAUUUGCCACAAAUCGUUUGGAGAAAAGGGUGGCCUCAAUAGACAUGUGAAUACAGUACAUAAUCGUAGCAAACCCUUUGAAUGCGAGAUAUGUCACAAAUCGUUUGGACAAAAAGAACAUCUUAAAACUCACAAAAUUGUUGUUGAGGUAAAUUUUGCAGACGUAUAAAAGAGAGCCAAAACAAAAAAGAAGGAGAAACGUUACAGGGUGGUACUUACC